This is a messenger RNA of Micropterus salmoides (largemouth bass), 1721 nucleotides long. RefSeq names its product solute carrier family 25 member 19 (gene slc25a19). The coding region runs from base 162 to 1148 and encodes 328 amino acids. The transcript is spliced from 7 exons. The record is from RefSeq and is a predicted model, not a curated record. Gene Ontology annotation, biological process: thiamine pyrophosphate transmembrane transport. Gene Ontology annotation, molecular function: thiamine transmembrane transporter activity. NCBI's taxonomy places the organism in Eukaryota, Metazoa, Chordata, Actinopteri, Centrarchiformes, Centrarchidae. Gene Ontology annotation, cellular component: mitochondrial inner membrane.
GAUCCGGAAGUAAUAUUUGCAAUUUCUGGCGUGCAGUUGAAAGCUGGUUUCGUCGUCCUGUGAAUGUUAGAUUGUACGUGUCGGACUUCAGUACUGUAGCUGUAGUAGUGUUUAUGAAGGACUUCCUAUAAGUGUUAACAGGAAUCUGAGGCUGUGCCGACAUGGUGGGCUAUGACCCCGGGGCUCAGGAUGCAGGCCUCGCACCAGAGGAGGCAGCGCUGGCAGGAUCAGCUGCUGGGAUGGUCACCCGAGCUCUCAUAAGCCCCUUUGACGUGCUUAAAAUACGAUUUCAGCUACAGAUUGAGCGUGUGUCUUCAAAGAGGCCGGAGGGCAAGUACUGGGGAUUAUUUCAGGCAUCCCACUGCAUUUAUUCAGAGGAGGGACUCUCUGCUUUCUGGAAGGGCCAUAUUCCUGCACAGCUCCUCUCCAUCUGCUUCGGGGCCGUCCAGUUUGCCAGUUUCGAGUUCCUGACUGAGGUGGUCCACAAGAUGACGCCAUAUGACAGCCAGACAGCAGGAGUUCACUUUGUGUGUGGAGGUUUGGCCGCCUGCUCUGCUACAGCGGUCUGCCAGCCUCUGGACACACUGCGGACACGCUUUGCAGCUCAGGGUAACCCCAAGGUAUACAGGAACCUGCGACACGCUGUGUCUACAAUGUGCCGCUCAGAGGGGGUACUGACGUUUUACCGCGGCCUGUCUCCAACACUGCUGGCAGUGUUUCCUUACGCUGGGCUGCAAUUCUAUACCUACAAUAUCUUUAAAAAACUGUUGGCUCCACCACCCAAAGCUGGAAAGUCAGGAGGAGACCUGAGAAGCCUUGUCUGCGGCAGUGGAGCUGGAAUCAUCAGCAAAACAAUGACAUACCCCUUCGACCUCUUCAAGAAGAGGCUGCAGGUGGGGGGCUUUGAGGCAGCCAGAGUUCACUUCGGACAGGUACGGAGUUAUAAAGGCCUGGCGGACUGCGUGGUUCACAUAGCCAAAGAGGAGGGUGUCCGGGGCUUCUUCAAAGGCCUCUAUCCCAGCCUUGUGAAGGCUGCGCUGUCGACAGGCUUCACCUUUUUUUGGUAUGAAUUUUUCCUCAAUGUCAUGUAUGACCUCAAGGACAGCUGGAGGACAAAUGGCCUCACCAAAGAAUCAAAGGAAAGAUAAUGAAGAAAAAAAAAAAACAUUAUGGCACAAUCACGCACAUUGGAAAUGGACUCACUCCUUGAUCUUUGCUUGCACUACAGUAAAAUCAUUGGGUCCAUGUUCAUUGGUGGUUUCUGUUGUGUUUACAUGUAAGCAUAGGAAAACAUAAAUUUAUUUGUUGUCAUUACACCUCGUGUUGUACAAGCAUUGUUUUUUUUUUAAUAUGUAUUUAAUAUUUUAGUCUGGGUUAAGGUUUGUAUUAUAACAUUUUAUGUUGAAACUGAACUUUGCUCAGACGUUUAAUUAAUGGGUCAUAGCUUUGCCAUUGUUGAUUCAUAUUUUCUUGACAUUUGGUCAAGUUAAAUUGGAAGGAUUAUUCAGCAAAAAUUGCUUUGUGUAUGCGUAUAGACAAAAACACGAACACUUAAGUGAGCGUAAUAUUUAUUAUGUCAUGUGCUGUGGUGGGAAAACAGCACCCUUUUAACUAUAGGCCAAAGGGGCCACUAAUUAAAUGUUUACAGUUAGUUUAGGUUGUUGUCACUAUAAUAUCAUCUCAGGUCUUUAUUUUUUAAAAUAAAAGUUAUUUUAAACAGA